AGCUUAGCUCUUUCGAGAAAACAAAAAUGUACAAUGUUCAUAAACUUCUGUUUCUGAAUGUAAAGGUUUAAUUUUAUAUGUCGGUGUUAAGCCUUCCGUUCUCAUAAAGAACGUCGAAAAGCUCGUUUUAUCUAUAAAUAAUCGGUUUAGUUGCGCAACAUGGCGAAUUGAGCCCAGCUGCUGUAAUGAAACUCUCAAUAAUAACUUUGUGACUGUGACACGCUCUAGUUAGCUUUGAAGAUUUUUAACGCGCACGGUUGGUGCGGUGCGGCAGCGGCGACUUGUUACAGUUAGCUGCGCGCGCUCGAGCUCCGUGAAGUGUGAUGCUGGCGGCGAGCUAGGCGCGGAUCGGAGCUCGUUGAGCUCAGGGUAUACAGCAGCGGAGCGCCGGGCGCUGUGUUUCUGGUCAGAAGCAAGUGUCAGCCGUCAAGCUGGAGCGGCUACCCGAGUACCUGCGCGACACCGUCGACUGGUUCAUGGGGUGAGUCGCUUGCUGGCUCGCCGCCUUAUGUAAGUGCGCGGGCCGGCCGCCAUGCUGGAUUGUCUGUGGAAGGCGCGGCGCAAAGAUCGCGAGGGCGAAGCGGCAGGCGACCCCAAGCUGUACCUCCAGGAGGCGCUGCUGGAGCGCAAGCUGCCCGAGCUGGACAUGCGGCAGCUGGUCGAUCUGCCGCGCCACCUCGACUACAACGAGUGGCUCGCCUCGCACACAUUGGCGCUAUUCGAGCACGUGAACCUGGUAUACGGAGCGGUAUCGGAGUUCUGCACGGCGAGCAGCUGCCCCGACAUGUCGGGCCCCGGCGGGCGCGUGUACGCGUGGGUGGAUGAGCGCGGCAAGAAGGCGCGCGUCGCCGCCCCGCAGUAUGUGGACUACGUGAUGACGCUCACGCAGAACACCGUCAACGAUGAGACGCUCUUCCCCACCAAAUACGCGAACGAGUUCCCGGCGAUGUUCGAGUCGGUGGUGCGGCGCGUGGUGCGGCUGCUGUUCCACGUGGUGGCGCACUUGUACGCGGCGCACUUCCGCGAGCUGGCGCUGCUGCGCCUGCACGCGCACCUGCACCUCACCUUCGCGCACCUCACCGCGCUCGACGCGCGCUUCCAGCUGCUCGACCACAAGGAGACCGAGGUGCUGCGCGACCUGGAAGUGGCGCUCCGGCUGUCGGAGCCGGCAUCGUCCCCGCGGCGCUCGCCCGUCGUCACGCAGCCGCUCGGCGCCGCGUGACCGGCGCGCCUCCACGGCGCCGCGUGACCGGCGCGCCGCCACGGCGCCGCGUGCGGCCGCUAGCGCCCGGGCGGCGCCGCACGCCGCACGCCGCAAGCCGCACGCCGCACGCCGCCGACCGACGCCCGGCCGCCCCGGAGCGGCGUCUACCAGCCUCUAAACCUAAGUUAAAACGAUUGUUAAUUCUAUUGUAAAUAUUUCAAUCUGUUAAGUAGUUUUAGGUGAUUACGAUUAGUUAAUACUAUUAUUUGUGAUUGCUUUGGUUGUAAAUAAAAGUGAUAUUUGUUUAACUAAUAAACUGAAAGCCUUAA
Cydia pomonella (codling moth) is the source of this 1533-nucleotide messenger RNA. RefSeq names its product MOB kinase activator-like 2 (gene Mob2). The transcript has 7 exons. NCBI's taxonomy places the organism in Eukaryota, Metazoa, Arthropoda, Insecta, Lepidoptera, Tortricidae. Gene Ontology annotation, biological process: signal transduction; positive regulation of protein phosphorylation. The record is from RefSeq and is a predicted model, not a curated record. Gene Ontology annotation, molecular function: protein kinase activator activity. Gene Ontology annotation, cellular component: nucleus; cytoplasm. Bases 533 to 1222 code for a protein of 229 amino acids.